Molecule: messenger RNA, 1595 nt
Organism: Misgurnus anguillicaudatus (oriental weatherfish)
Lineage: Eukaryota; Metazoa; Chordata; Actinopteri; Cypriniformes; Cobitidae
Gene: olfm4.1
Product: olfactomedin 4, tandem duplicate 1
Biological process (GO): signal transduction
Source: RefSeq, a predicted model, not a curated record
AAGGAUGUUUGAAGAGCGAUGAUAAGAAAGCUCCAUGCAGAUGUUGAGAUAUGUGAAGAUGUUUAAAAGGCAGCGAGUAUCAUGACUGUAGUACAUCAGAGACAUCAUGAUCUUCACACUGUUGUCUUGUCUUUUACUCAACACUGCUGUCCAGGCAGCAUUGGACACCUGGACCAACGGCACCACUGAAGAAUGUGUUUGUGAGGCAUUCCUGCCCAACGGCACUUUUCCAAACGGAGAGCUGAUUUUACUGGAGAGCACAUCGAUCGAGAUCACCCGCAAACUGGAGAUCGAGAUCAGCAAGGUGGAGAUGUAUGAGGUUCAGAUAAAGGUCUACAUAGCAAAGAUUGUGAAUCUGACGGUGUUAAUAGAGUCGAUGGAGGCCGACCCGGAUUCAUACAAUGAACUUCACAUAGAGGAGGUGAAGAUCAAGAUCAAACAGGUGGAGGCUUUAAUCGUGGAGCUACAGACGUCUUUACAAAUAACAUCUGCUGUUCUCAUAACUAUACGUGAACAGAUUGAUGUUAUGAUCUCUGCGCUGACUCGUCUGGAGAUCACAUACGACAGAAACCUUGUUCUGGUCACACGUCGACAGUACAUCAUUCUUCAACAGAAACUGCUGGAGUGUGAGAGACGCCACAAUGAAAUCUUUAACCCCAACAUCGGAGUCUGCAGUCACGGUGGAAUUAAUCGAAUCAGUAAACCGAUCAUCAGUCAGCUGAAUGCCAAUCUGAAUUCAGGUUAUAAGUACGGAGGUUGGGGUAAAGACUCGAGUCCAGUGUCAGGUUCAGAGAAUAUGUACUGGUACGCUGGUGCUGCUGACACGCUGUUCACUACAGUCACACUUUACUCCGACUAUUAUAAACUCAUCAUCAGACAAGCCUUUCAAACAAAUCAACUUUACGUUUAUAAUAAAUAUGACUGGAGAGGCAGUGGUAAUAAUUACAUCGUGCGCUCCAAUGCUGUUUACUACCAAUACAAUAACCCGUUCAGAAUGGCAAAGUUUAACCUGACCAGCGCCACGGUCGAGACCAAAGUCCUUCCGGAAGCCACCACCAGAUUCUCCUAUCACUACUCUCCAAACCAGAAUCUGGACUUUGCGGCCGAUGAGACCGGACUGUGGGUCACUUACGCUACAGAGGCUUCCAAUGGUAAACUGGUGUUGGGAAAGAUCGACGAAAACUCACUUGAACUACGGGAGGUUUGGCAGACGAGUGUUUUUAAACCGUCUGUAGGUAAUGUGUUCAUGGUCUGCGGUGUACUGUACGCCACUCGAUCUGUCGACUCUAAAACUGAAGAGAUCUUUUACACCUUUAACACUCACACCAGACGGGAGACUUAUGUUAGUAUUCAGUUUGAGAAGUUUCAGGACUCCUACGUUUACUUGGACUACAACCCCACCGAUCAGAAACUUUACAUGUACAACAAUGGUUACUAUGUCAACUAUCAUGUUUGGUUCAACCAGAAUGAUACUCCUAAACUAAACCAUGAAAACUAAUCUGAAUGAUGAAUAUUUUUACAUUCAGCUCUUCUGGUAAAUACAGGGCUGGACUGAAUGUUUUGUAUUCUGUUUCUCUAAUAAACUCUUUCAAGCA